This is a messenger RNA of Scophthalmus maximus (turbot), 6114 nucleotides long. RefSeq names its product MCF.2 cell line derived transforming sequence a (gene mcf2a). The transcript is spliced from 30 exons. Lineage: Eukaryota; Metazoa; Chordata; Actinopteri; Pleuronectiformes; Scophthalmidae. Gene Ontology annotation, molecular function: protein binding; guanyl-nucleotide exchange factor activity. Gene Ontology annotation, cellular component: cytoplasm. The coding region runs from base 846 to 4184 and encodes 1112 amino acids. Gene Ontology annotation, biological process: dendrite development; intracellular signal transduction. The record is from RefSeq and is a predicted model, not a curated record.
UGUGUGUCAGUAUGUACACAAUGACACCCUUUCAUAUUUGUUCUUCUGUCUGAAUGUGAUUGUUGUGUAUUAAAGGCUGUGCUUCACAUGGGCCGAGCUUGUUGGCAGAGGGUGCGAUGCAUUUUUAGAACUUCGCUCUCAUUUUUACAAGGCAUCUAUUCUCCUCAGUGUGUGUGUGCAACUGCAUUAGAGCAAAGCUGAAGAAAGUGGGGUAAUGACUGCAGCAGCCAAACAACCCAACAGGGCUGACUGCAAUACAGUCAGCAUUAUACUGACAUAGAAAGAUCGGAGGAGUGUGAAGUGAGAGGAAAAGUUGGGUGGGAGUUGGCAGCGUGUCAGGAGUUGACUCUUGAGCUCUGCUCAGUGCAGAGCUGACGCACUAAGGCUCAGAGAGACUGAGAGGGGAGGGGCGAGGGAGAGAGAGAGAGAGACAGCAGUGUCCAGAUGGAGCCUGUUUGUUUUGGAGUAGCCGACUGCUGCUGAGAGCGGGACAGACUGUCGGCACUGUGCUCUGUGAGGGGAGAAGCAACAACAGGACCGCAGACCGCUGUUUUCUGCUCACAGGUCUUGUGAUGUAGCUGCUGAUCCGUGUGGAGGCCCUGUGUGCAACUCAAGGUCAGGAAGAUCCAGCAGCAGCAGCCUCAGGGAACUGUCCCAUCUGGAUCUUGGGACCUGGAGAGCCAGGUGGACCUAACUUUCCCCCCUCACAGCCCCCAGCCUCUCUUCGGGACACUAUGGAGGGAUAUAUAGGACUGUGAAGAGGACGUGAGGCCUGGACCCCAGUCAACACCUCCCACGACAGAGUCUGUUCCCCCGAGCCCGAUCCCGUGUUGAAGGCCAGGGGAAUGGGCCCGGCCUCACUGCAGGAGGAGAGAGAGCUGGAGAAAGAGCCCGAGGAGAAGAUGGAGAGCUACCGCUGCCUCCUGCAGGCCGGCUCCCAGCUUCAGAGCACUGUGCAGCAAGUUUCCGUCCCUGUGAGCAUGAAGGAGGUGGGAGGCUACAUAGAGAAACAGGUGGCAUAUCUGUCAGGGGGCCGUGGGGAAGACUCCAGUGUCAUCAUCACCCUCCCCGAGUUCUCGGCUUUCAGUGACAUCCCGGAGGAAGCUUUAGCCAAAGUCUUCUCGUACCUCACUCUCAUCCCUCGAACGAGGCAACCUGGGGUGAAGUUCAUCAUCAUCUUAGACCGGCGACUGGACACGUGGGCAUCCAUCAAAACUGCACUUGCCAGGAUAGCUGCUUCCUUUCCCGGGAACCUCCACCUGGUCCUGGUGCUCCGACCCACCAGCUUCUUCCACCGCACCGUUACCGACAUUGGCUUUCGCUUCAGCCAGGAGGACUUCAUGCUCAAAAUGCCAGUGGUGAUGCUGAGCUCUGUCACCGACCUGCUGCGCUACAUCAGUGAGAACCAGCUGACGUCGGAGUUUGGAGGCACUUUGGACUAUUGUCAUAGCGACUGGAUUGUUUUACGAACGGCGAUUGAAAGUUUCGCGGUGACAGUCAAAGACAUUGCGCAGAUGCUGCAGGGCUUCGGCACCGAGCUGGCAGAGACGGAGCUGCCGGACAAGGGGAAGGCCAUCGAGUAUCUCCUCGAGGCUCAAACUGACAAGUACAGGAAACUCAAGGAUGCAAUCAGGUCGGUGUCGAAGGAAGGUCGUCACCUGCUCUCCAGCCUGGAGACCUCUGGGAAGGAGGACGACUCCGAGUGGGACGUGAAGCUGGACUGGGAGACGGUGCAGAGGCUUCUCGCUCAGCUCAGAGACAUGGAGUCGGCCUUUGACGGCUUCUUUGAGAAGCAUCACCUGAAACUCCACCAGUACCUGCAGUUGCUCAAAUACGAGCAAAGCUUUCAGGAGAUAGAGUUGUGUCUGGAGCAUCUGAUGGCUGAGGAGAAGGAGCUGUCUGUGUCUGCAGACACUCUGGCUCAAACGGAACAGGCUCUCAAACGGUUGGACGGUCUGGAGGCUAAUGCACAGGAGGUGGUGUCUCGAGCUCAGAUCAUCAUCCUUCACGGUCACCAGCUUUCGGCCAGUCACCACUUCGCCAUGGCUCUCAUCAUGCAGCGCUGCAACGAGCUUCGCCACCACUGUGACACUCUGAACGCCGCUCUGAAGACCAGACACUCUCGUCUGCUGCACACACACCAGCUGCUGCUUUGUCUCGAUCAGGCACACAUUUGGUGUGAUGACGGGGCAUAUCUGCUGGCCAAUCAGCUGGUAGAAAACUUCCAGUCGAAGGAGGGGGCUCAGACCGCCUUAAGGGAUAUUGAGAAGUUCCUGGAGGAGGCGCCUUCUAUACUGAGCUCAGGACCGGACGUGUUAGCCAUCGAAUAUGAGGCCAUCAUCACACCUCACCUGCAGGCCCAGGUUGGGAAAACGUUUGAGAAGCACGCAGCGGUGCAGCAGAUGAUCCAGAACCGACAGGCUUGUCUGAGGAAGCUGGCCGAUAAACACGUCCGACCGGUCCAGCUGGUGGCCCCCAGGCCAGAAAACCCACCACGAUCCAAGUCCCCGCUCUUCUCCCCCAAACACGGAGAUGGUUUGAAGUUCACCUUUGACCUCUCUCUGCCUGGGAAGAGAGCAUCGCGAAAGAGCCCCCACCCUAGAAAAAUCGAGGUGAUCCACGACUACCAGGAGAGCCGGGGCUGCGUGUCGUACAGUCUGGAGGGCGAGGACAGCCCGGAUCUCUUGAAGCGCCAUGUGAUGAGGGAACUCAUAGAGACUGAACGGAUCUAUGUCGAAGAGCUGCUGUCGGUGCUGCUGGGUUACAAGGCUGAGAUGGACAACCCAGCUCUGUCGGGGCUUCUGCCCCCAAUCCUCCGCAGCAAGAGAGACAUCCUCUUUGGAAACAUGCCCGACAUCUACAACUUUCACAGCAGAACCUUCCUCCAGGACCUGGAAGGAUGCCUGGAGGCUCCCGAAGGUGUGGCAGCUUGUUUUCUGAAACGGAAAGAGAGUUUUCAAAUGUAUGAAUGCUACUGUCAGAAUAAGCCGCGCUCGGAGUCGCUGUGGAGACAGUUCGCAGACUGUGCCUUCUUUCACGAAUGUCAAAAGAAGCUGGAGCACAAACUGGGCCUGGAUUCCUACCUGCUGAAGCCAGUCCAGCGCCUCACCAAAUACCAGCUGCUGCUAAAGGAGCUGCUAAAAUACAGCACAGACUGUGAGGGGACGUCCGAACUGGAGGUGGCGCUAACCGCCAUGUUGGACCUGCUGAAAUCAGUCAAUGACUCCAUGCAUCAGAUCGCCAUCACAGGAUAUGAGGGUGACAUUUGCGAGCUGGGCCGCGUGUUGAUGCAGGGCUCCUUCAGCGUGUGGAUCAGCCACAAGAGAGGUCCCACGCGUAUGAAGGAGCUGGCUCGCUUCAAGCCGAUGCAAAGACACCUCUUCUUGUACGAGAGAGCUCUGCUCUUCUGCAAGCGGCGGGAGGAGCACGGAGAAGGCUGCGACAAGACGCCCUCGUACAGCUUCAAGCACUGUCUCAAGAUGACUGCUGUGGGGAUCACAGAGAACGUCAAAGGAGAUGUGAAAAAGUUUGAGAUCUGGUACAGUGGCAGGGAGGAAGUGUACGGGGUUCAGGCUCCUACAGUGGAAGUGAAGAUGGCCUGGCUCAAUGAGCUGCGCAGAAUCUUAACGAACCAACAGAAGAUGCUUAGAGAUGAAGCAUGUCAACAUGGCGAAAUGGUUGAGCACACGGAGCUUUCUCCUCCACUCUCUGAGAGCAAGCAGCAGAGGGCGUCGGUGAGCUCAGAGGACACAGAGUCGGGGCGGAGCAGUCCAGACCCCCAGCCUCACUCCCCGAAACACCAGCACAACCGCAGGAGUUGGCCCGGAGCUCAUCACUCGGUAGACAACUGCGAGGGUCUUGAGGAGUGGCCUGGAGGUCGCGACGCUUUCCACCCAUCUGACACGGACAGUGAGGUUUUGGCGCAACUGUCUCCCGGCAGGUACAAGGCUUUGGCCGACUGUCUUCAAAAUGGACCCGACAGCAUCACCAUCAAAUGUGGAGACGUCAUCCAGCUGCAAUGUGGAGACGACAAGGGACGCUGGCUGGUGAAAAAUCUGAGUCGGCGACAAGAGGGCUUCAUGGCAGCUGCCAGCCUGCAGCUGAUCGUAGGAGACGGCAGCCGAGGACACUCUAGACUAGGGGACCCAGGGAACCUGAAGGCGAGAAAGCUCAGCUCCCCAUAGACGAGAAAGCACAGAAUGUCAAUCUAAUAUUUUACCUGUGGAUGAUGAACAGACCGAGGGAACGGACUGAGCCUUACCCGUCUGUCGGUCACCCACUCCUCCCUCCCUUGUGCUUUCCUCAGCACAGUUCGGUCAUCAAAAAGAAAAAAGAAAAGUGGGAAUCAAGAGACCUCAUUCUCUCCAAGGCUUUGAUUGACAAUCUCUCGGGUCGGUGUUUGUUGACAGUGAAGGCACAGGAACUAUUAUGCCCUCUUGGACAAUCAAUUGUCGAUCCCUGGAUCCUGAUUGCUCUUCUCCUUUUCUGAUCGGUGAUGAGUUUCUUUUCUUCCUGGCGCUCCGUCUGCAGCACACACACACACAUACACACAAACACACACACACAGUCAGAAUGUUGCAGGAGUGGGUCAUUUUGCACACUGGGAACAUUUUUCAACCCUUUUUCAUUCACAGGUGACGUAGUUUCUGAGUGUGUGUGUGUGUGUGUGUGUGUGUGUGUGAGUGUGUGUGUGUGUGUGUGCGUGUGUGUGUGCGUGUGUGUGCGUGUGUUCCUGUUUGUCUCAGAGUGUGCUGAAUGAAACAUUUAGUAAAGCAGAGGCUUUUGUACAUGUACGGUAUCAUUUUUAACUUUUAUUGUACCUCAGUGUUUCAUCUUUGUGCAGUGACCGUUGACAUUUUCCAUUGAACAGUUUUUUCUUACAUGUCAUUCCUUAAGGCAGUCGAUGAAGUCAAAAUGCCAAAAUGUGCCAUGCCAUAAUGCCUUUUUUAUUCCUGCUCUUUUGGAGUCUCUCAUAUGUACUGUUUGCAAAAUCAAGCACUCUUCUCGCUUCAACCCGACCUCCCAAAGGUCCAAGAGGCACUUUAAUAAUGUGGAAAGACAAUAGAAACAAAAAAGACCCCAACCUAUUGUCUUCUGAAUGUAUUCUUUGCUUGCUGCUUUACCCGUCUUACUGUGUAUUUCCUUCGUAUUCAUGCUGUUACUUCCUUUGUUUAUUCUUGAAUGACAUGUUAUGGAGGCAGGGGAGACAUACCCCCUGCAUGCAGGCAGCAGCCGACAUGUCGGUGAUCAUAAUGUGAGACACAGGCGGACCUGAGGAAGAUUGAUGGCAAGGUGUUCCUUGGUGUGUGCCGCAAACAAAUCUGAGGCGUGUGCCACAGAGCGCCAAACGCCGCCGUUCUCCUUGGGAUCUUUUGGGAGCCGACUGUCAGUCACAGCAGCGACAAGGGAGAGCGAGUCAGAUUAACAGAGAGGGAGAGAAAGAGAGAUUAUGCUCCGUGUGCCCCUCCAUCACGGAGGCAGAUUGUUUCCUCCACGCCAUUACGGCUCAGUUAAUCUCGGGUUGUGCAUUAAAAGGGAUCAUGCAGCCAACAUGAAAUAUACCCUCUGUGUCGAUCUCUUAAUUAAAUAUUGAUUGCAGACUUAUAUGAGUUUACCACAUCAAAUCGAGGCCCCAGUCGGAGGGCUGCCUUUGAUAUGCUGUGUUUGAUAUGGAAAUGAGUCUGGGAAGCAGCAGGGCCGCUUCGUACUACACAUUUCCUAUGUUGUUAAUUUAUUUAUUUUGCUGUCAAGUUGCUCCUUCAUAUUGUGAAGUAGGCGUGCAGCAUCGGAUGAAAUCACGUUUCCAGUGUUUUUUUUUUACUUCAAUCCAAAAUGCUGCAGAUUUUGCACAUUUUUUCCAGUUUGGAAAAAAACCCUGCUUGAAAUAUGUAUCAUGAUGAGCCAAGUAGCCUAAACAUGUCGCUGAACGUUUCUUUAAAAUGAAAAUGCAUGGCAACUAAUCAACGAGAAGGUUUGUACUGUUGGACUGUCGUUGUUCUAAACUGGCUUGAUUUUGUACAGCUCCAGUUCUGUUGAUUAAACAAUCAAAAAAAAAUAAACUAUUUAUUGCAAUUAUUGUUUUGUUUUAGUCACUGAAAUAAUUUCUUGUUUUAA